AUGGAUCCAACAGAACAACGUUUCAGAACCAACUUGGCAAAGGCGUUACCCAGUCUGUCAACCGCCACACAAGCCGUGCACGCAGAUGAUGUCCUCAACAAUGUUGACGACGUGGCACCGCCAAUCCACGUUGCCGCAACCUUCCGUUACCCACGAGCUCCAGACCGCAUGCGAGAACACCACGAGCGACCUUCGUACCCGGUUCUAGAUGUUGGAGAGCACUGCUACUCGCGGCAAUCUACGCCAGGAUUGUCGCGUCUGGAAACCGUCUUGUCUUCCAUUCUAGGCCAACCCUGCAUUGCCUACUCUUCUGGUCUUGCGGCAUUUCAUGCCUUGCUGAUCAUGUUGAGACCUAGAAAAGUCUCUAUCGGAGCGGGAUAUCAUGGUUGCCAUGGGACCUUGGAGCUUUAUGCCCGCUCCUCUGGAACCGAGGUGCUCUCACUCGACUGCGCCGUCGACCAAUUAGGUCCAGGUGACUUAAUUCAUCUAGAGACACCUGUCAAUCCGACAGGAAAAGCAUUUAACAUUCAGUACUACGCAGACCGCGCCCAUUCCAGAGGUGCCUACCUUAGCGUGGACUCGACGUUUGCACCCCCUCCACUCCAAGACGCAUUCAUUCAGGGUGCAGAUGUUGUCAUGCACUCGGGUACAAAAUACAUCGGAGGCCAUUCCGAUUUCCUAUGUGGUAUCCUGGCGAUCAAGAGUGGCAGCCCCGGCAACGAAUGGCUGCAGCAACUUCAUCGGGAUCGAUUAUACCUUGGCUCUGUCAUGGCAGGUUUUGACAGCUGGCUUGCAACCAGGAGCAUCCGCACUCUCGAGAUGAGAGUCUUCAAGCAAAGCCAGUCAGCCGAGGCUAUUGUCAGUGCAUUGAGACUUGGAUUGGUAGGGUCUUGUCGGCAGCCGUCGUUGAUAAGUCUCAGCGAUAAAGAGGCUCAGAUCAUCCAAAAAGUGGUCAAAGAAAUUCAUCACGCCAGUCUGCAAGACGAAGCCAAUAUAGAGGGAAGCUGGCUACGGAAACAAAUGCCUCGUGGUUAUGGACCGGUGUUUUCUCUAACGCUUAACAAGGUGGAAUAUGCCCGGAACCUUCCGUCCAAGUUGAUGCUUUUCCAUCAUGCAACUAGCCUCGGCGGUGUAGAGAGUUUGAUCGAGUGGAGGACAAUGACAGACUCGACGGUGGCCAAGGACUUUCUAAGAGUUAGUAUUGGCGUGGAGGAUCCAGGAGAUCUCUUGGCGGAUCUAAUCCAAGGUCUGGAAGCUGUCGUGGCUGAGGCUAAUUGA
Molecule: messenger RNA, 1278 nt
Organism: Fusarium subglutinans
Lineage: Eukaryota; Fungi; Ascomycota; Sordariomycetes; Hypocreales; Nectriaceae
Product: cystathionine beta-lyase
Exons: 1
Coding region: 1-1278 (425 amino acids)
Biological process (GO): transsulfuration
Cellular component (GO): cytoplasm
Molecular function (GO): pyridoxal phosphate binding; carbon-sulfur lyase activity
Source: RefSeq, a predicted model, not a curated record